AUGCCGGUGCUAGCUCUCCGUUUGUCGGGCCGGGCCCGCAUGGCGCUGCUGGGGUCGGUGCGGCCUGUGUGCGGGGCUGCAGCAGCGGCGGGCGGCCUGACCCUGGGCCUGGGCCUGUGGCUGGGCUGCGAGCUGCGUCGCCUCCCUCUGCCGGAGGACGGGGAGGCCGGGCCCGAGACCCCGCUGCCGCCGGCGGUGCUGGUGGCGGCUGCCGGCGGCCUGAGCGCUCUGCUGGCGGGCGGCCUGUGCGCGCUAGGCCCGAGGCCUGGGGCCGGGGCCGGACGCCUGCCCGCCUGGGCCGACCUGUGGCCCGGCCUGGCGCUGGGCCUGAGCGCCGCAGCCGCCGCCGCCUGGGGCUGGAGCUGGGCCUGCGGCCUAGAGCCCGGCCUGAGCCACGGCCUCGCCUACGCUCUCCGCUCCUACGGCCACACCGACUCCCCGGGCCGCUGCCUGCUCAAGCGCUCCGUCGACCAGCUACAGGCCGGGCUCGGUUGCUGCGGUGUCCGCGGGCCCACCGACUGGUUCCAUGUCCAGUGGAUCAGCCCGCGCUUCCUGGACCUCAACGACAGCCGAGUGCGAGACCAGCUGCACAGUAACAUUGCAGGCCUGUACCUGAUGGACAGCGUCCCGUUCAGCUGCUGUAACCCAGCCUCCCCCAGGCCCUGCAUCCAGCACCACCUGAAGGACCCUUCAGCCCACUACAACUACCAGCCCGGGCCCGAGGACCUCAACCUGUGGACCAGGGGCUGCCACGAGGCUCUCCUCGACCACUACUCCUUCAUCCUCAACUGGGUCGGUGCUGCCCUGCUCCUCUCCUCCCUCCUACAGCUGGCCCUGCUGAUAACAAUGCGGUACCUCAUCAUCUCAACCCUGGCUGCGGAGGCUCUGGCCGAUCCCGACUGCGAGACAGUGGGCUACCUCCUGGAGAAGGGGCCGGUGGACACGCUGAGGACGGCCGCCAAAGCGCUGCGAUCUGCGCUCUCGUCCAACGCGGUCCAGACCGACACUGCCCCGAUCGUGGAGAAGAUGCCGGAUAAAUAGACCCCUUGUUGUAGCCUUAGCUGCUUAACCUUUCACCCCUCCCUGCCUGACCCCCACCACGGUCUACUCCAGAGGGGGUGGGGGGGGGGGGGUUCACCAGCUUGGCCACACGUAGCCCCGCUGACCAGAGCGAAAACCUAAAAUGGCCACCAUGCUGACUGGAGCAAAAUCCUAAAAUGGCCACCCUGCUGACUGGAGCAAAAUCCUAAAAUGGCCACCAUGCUGACUGGAGCAAAAUCCUAAAAUGGCCACCCUGCUGACCAGAACAAAAUCCUAAAAUGGCCACCCUGCUGACCAGAACAAAAUCCUAAAAUGGCCACCAUGCUGACCAAUGACAACCAAAAUGGCCACCCUGCUGACCGGUGACAACUAAAAUGGAGGCCCUGUUGACCUGUGACAACAUCAAAAAUGGCCACCAUGCUGACGAGUACAACUAAAAUGGCCACCCUACUGACCGGCGAAAACCACGAUGGCCGCCCUGAUGACCAGUGACAAUGUCUAAAAUGGCCACCUUGCUGACCAAUACAACUAAAAUGGUCGCCUUGCUGACUAAUGGCCAUCUUGCUGAGCACUGACAUCUAAAAUUGGUCGUUGUCAACAUUUGAAAUGGUUACCCUGUUGACCAGAAGCAACAACUACAAUGGCAGCCAGUCAACGGCUGACAAGAGGCAGUGAAUAAGAUGACCGACCAGCGGCGACACCUAAAAUGGCGGCCCGACUGACCAGUGCCGACAACUAAAAUGGCGGCCCGGCAACCAGCAACAUUAAAAUGGCCGACCUGGCGACCAGCAACAAGUUAAAAUGUCCGCCUUCGGCUUGAGAUAGGAAUGGUCUCCUUCCGAGAUAAUCUGGUUAUUAGUUCCUCUCUAGGUCUGGUGCCAGACAACGUACUGUAGGCAACGCUUGUAAAUCCAAAUCAGUAGAGGCUUUCCUUGAAUAAAAGUCGGGUAAAGAG
This is a messenger RNA of Amblyraja radiata (thorny skate), 1996 nucleotides long. RefSeq names its product RDS/peripherin-like protein xRDS35. The record is from RefSeq and is a predicted model, not a curated record. Lineage: Eukaryota; Metazoa; Chordata; Chondrichthyes; Rajiformes; Rajidae. Gene Ontology annotation, cellular component: membrane. The coding region runs from base 1 to 1041 and encodes 346 amino acids. The transcript is spliced from 3 exons. Gene Ontology annotation, biological process: visual perception.